Nicotiana tabacum (common tobacco) is the source of this 618-nucleotide messenger RNA. Lineage: Eukaryota; Viridiplantae; Streptophyta; Magnoliopsida; Solanales; Solanaceae. The record is from RefSeq and is a predicted model, not a curated record.
AUGGCAAAAAGGAGUAAGGGUCGCCAAAAGGUUGAUAUGGUGAAGAUGCAGAACGAGAGUAAUUUACAAGUGACUUUCUCUAAGCGUCAUGCUGGUCUCUUCAAGAAGGCUAGUGACCUUUGUACACUAUGUGGUGCUGAAGUCGCCAUUGUGUGGAUAGGUUUCUCACAAGGAACUCUCAACCAAAUAAUGGGCCAUAACCAGCUCAUUGUGGCUCAUCGAAAUGCUAGUGUCCGUGAUCUCAAUAUGGAGUUCACGAACAUUGAGGGGAUUCUCCAAAUGGGAAAAAAUUGCAGAGAAGCCCUACAAGCAAGGAAGAGAGAUAACAGUCAUUGGUGGGAAGCUCCAAUUAAAGAACUUAGCUUUUUUCAACUGCAACAACUGAAGGAGGCAAUGGAAAGCAUAAAGAAAAAAGUUGAAAGAGAGGCACAAAACCAACAAAUGGUGACUAGUAAUGCAUUCCCAUUUCUCACCUUUGGAAGUGCCUUGGAUCCUAUUGGUGCUAGGGCAAGAUCUUCCUAUGGCUCUUUUCCAUUUCAAAAUAAGGUUUCAAGACACAACUUUGGUGCGCCUUUUGCUAACAGGGCUUGUGGAUGUACUUCUUCAGAAGUUCCUUAG